UCAGACGUACGUGAGUCGAAAAUAAUAUCUAUCUACACAUUGAAUAAAAAUCCAACUUUCCGAAUAUCAAAAGGACAGUGUUGAAUAGUCGUGAGUGAUUGAAAAAUUAUGAGUGAGCGUUGCAAAAUUCAACAUUAACUCAAUGGCUCCAUAAUCGGUCAUUUACUAUCAGUGCAUACGCCCUUAUAUAGGUGUCAAAAUGGACGCCGAAGCUGCUCUGUUGGUGACAUCACCCACACUCUCGACCAUCUCCUCUGAUCAAAUUGAUCCGAGAUACACGGAUCGUGAAUCCCCAUAUUCAGCCGACUCACCAAUCACAGCAAAACCGGUAUUCAGGAAGAUCAGGGAGGAGGAGAUUACACCAAAGCCGACACCCAGACACUCACUGCUACCGAGAAAGCCAGAAUUUCGGAUACGACCGCCAUAUCUUAUGAUAUGUAUCAGUAUCAUUGAGAUCAGUGUUCACUGCCUGAGUGAUGAAGCUGUACUUCGCAGAUGGUUGGUCUACGAUCCUAGGCAGCGUGUUCAAGGAUGGAGAUUCGUAUCUUAUAUGUUAUUACACUCGAAUGCACUUCACUUGACUUUGAAUGUUGUAAUUCAAAUGGUAUUAGCGACUCCACUGGAGGUGGAACAAGGAAAAUUGGCAGUUGCAACGAUUUAUCUUGGCGGUGGUAUUUGCGGUGCCCUAGGAGCAUCUUUACUCCAGCCAAGUCUCUAUCUUGUCGGAGCAUCUGCAGGCGUUUACGCUCUACUUACCAGUCAUCUGGCACACCUUUAUCUGUGUCACGGUGAGCUACGAUAUGCCAGUUGGCGUCUGGUAACUGUUCUACUUCUUGCUGGUGCGGAUGUUGCAUCGUUACCCGUACCAGCAUUGCUCGGAUGUGGCCGAGUUGGUUGGGCAGCGCAUGUCGCGGGUGCACUGGCAGGGCCACUACUUGGAUUAGCCGUAUUCCCGAAACAAAGCAAAAAGGAUUCGCGUGGUCGUAGAUUUGUACGUUUUGUUAGAUUUUUAAGUGCUGUUAGUGUGAUGCUAUUAAUCAUUGGCGCAAUAUUGGGUAAUGUGUAUCUCAUCGCACUGCCACAAUUGCAUAAACCCUCCUGACAACGAAUUCAAAAGCUCAUAAGGCUGUGUAAAAAAUCAUUUCUCAUGGUUAAAAUACGGGAAAGUGCUGAGAAAAUUUUCGAGUAGUUUAUGAGAAGUAAACGAUUGUUGAGGAUUAAUUGGGUAAAUUUUCAAGUGAAACGACAACCCUAAUGGACGAAUAAGCGCUCGAGAAUAAUUUUACCCAAUGGAGACGAAAGAAAUUUGAAUUUCGAAAAUUGCCUGACAACUCAUUUUGUUCCGUUGAACAAUGACAUUUCAUCUUUUAUUAUGGAAAAAUCAGAAUGACAAGGGAAAUCAAAUGUUAGCGUUGGGGUCUAGGGACGAAAUCCUCACGGAGAGAAAUACUCUAUUAAAAUUAGGUAUCUUUUCCAUAAUUCCGGAGCGA
This is a messenger RNA of Diachasma alloeum, 1490 nucleotides long. RefSeq names its product protein rhomboid (gene rho-6). NCBI's taxonomy places the organism in Eukaryota, Metazoa, Arthropoda, Insecta, Hymenoptera, Braconidae. The coding region runs from base 200 to 1102 and encodes 300 amino acids. The transcript is spliced from 5 exons. Gene Ontology annotation, cellular component: membrane. The record is from RefSeq and is a predicted model, not a curated record. Gene Ontology annotation, molecular function: serine-type endopeptidase activity.